This is a messenger RNA of Podarcis lilfordi (Lilford's wall lizard), 24488 nucleotides long. Lineage: Eukaryota; Metazoa; Chordata; Lepidosauria; Squamata; Lacertidae. The record is from the annotation of a GenBank genome assembly.
GCACCCAGCCACCCACCCCUAACGAGAAAGAGACAGCUGGUUCAGUCCGGUCCCCAAGUGCGGGAGCUGCUGCGGUGUUUGGAAUUGGCGGUAAGGGAUCCUCUGUGGAAAGUGCCAUUGUGAACGCUGCCGGGGGGACGAGGCGGGGCGGAGGCUCGUGCGUUACAGUCUCUACCCCGAGAGUGGAGAACAGGAUGCAAAACUGCUGGGUUUCUAGCAAGGAAGCAGCGGGUUAGGAGGGAGACGACUGGGAGGGAGCCGCGAUUGUCAUUGGGUUCCCUUCUCAGCAUAGGGAGGAGCCUCGUGGGCUGGUAAAUGGAGGUGGCGUUGGGGAGCCAGGAUUCCUUGAAUCUCCGGAAGGGAAGACAGUAGGAGGUUUUAGAGGAGACAGGUGGGGUUGGGGAUCCCGGGUCCUCUUCAGUCAGGAGGGUAGCGCGUGCUUCUUUGAGUUUUGAGCGGGCCAGAUUAGCGCAGGGGAUGAUGAGCGUUUAAACUCCUAUAAUCUGUGGGGGAGGGCUCUUGGGUAGAUCUUUGGGUUAACGACUCCUGGUCCCCCAGUGUGUCUGAUCCCCUGGAGUGGGUGGGAAAUUUAUGGGGCCAAAGUGCCAGGAUUAUUUUCCUGUGAUCCAUUCACCUCCGGUGCCCUCUGUUACCGUAUUUAUUUUUUUACACCCCUGUUUCUCCCAUUCCCUGGUUUUCUUAUCCCAAACCCCAUGCUGCAGCAACCACCACUGUUACUGCGAGCAUUCAGAUUGUAAGCUCAUUGGGGCACUUUGUUGCUGCUGCUGAUUGGCUUGCUCCAUAAAGCACCAUGCUCAGUGGUGGUGCUAUAAACAGUUCCCCUAAUGACAGGGAUCUAGGAUCUGCGUUGGAUUGGAGCCUAGAGAAUUGAAGUCAAUGACUCCCAGCCCUGAGUCCAGUAGGUUAAAGCAAGGGGACUCCAGGGAGAAAAGUCUGCAGCUGCUGGCAUGGGCUGGCUCUGUUCCUUCGUUCUUUGCCGUUGAAACCAAGACCUAGGGCAUUGCGAUAGGCUGAGGCUGGCAUCCAAGUUGAAACCAAGACCUAGGGCAUUGCGAUAGGCUGAGGCUGGCGUCCAAGACGUUCUGUGUUGCUCCUUUCCCCUUAGCCUGCUGCGACCUGGGAAUGUAAACACUGGACUUGGCAAGGGAGGGAUAAUUGUUCUAAAACUCUUGGCACGAGGCAGCAGUUCCUACAAAUGAAUGCUCAAAAAAGGCAUAAAAAUGAGGUGCGGUGGAAAGUCAAUAUUCAGGAAGGAUCUACCCCCUGCGUCACUUUUCUUCCCAAAGGCAGAGAACUUCUCUCUCUCUUUAGCUUAUGUUCUAUAACGUUCCAUGUUCCCAUGGUAUAAAAUGUUAUGCUGAGAGGUGAGAGAUAAAUCUAGAUAAUAUAUAAAGAGCUUAGAGCACCUAAGUACUUCAGAUCCAUUUGGAGAGUCUGGUAAUUUGAGAGAGUAUGUUUCUAAAACAAAGACAUUUUGUUAGAUGCCUCAAAUACCUCCUUUUUCUGACAGAAAGGCGGGAGAUAAAUAUUUUGAAUGAACAAGGAAGGAGUCUGGUGCAUUGCUUUAAAGUUGUUGGGAUUGGCAGUCAAAGUAGUUGAAGAGCCACUGAAUUAAUUCAGUGAGUUUUCAGCCUGUGUCUUGGAGAACCCUGGGGUUUACUUAUCUGGGAUUCCUCAGUGAGACAGUCGGUAAAAAGAAGAUGAGGUCAGUGUGGCAGUGGAUAAUUUUUUUCAAGUAAAAUCAAAGUACAGUAUGCAAAAGCAAAAAAACUGCUGGGUGACUGUAUGGUCUUGAAAUUCGAAAAGAGUCAAAGAUAGAGUAAUACAAAAAGGAUUAGAACUACCCAAAUAAUGUAGAAACUUAUUUAUGCAUGCAACUACAGUUGCAAGAAUAUUAUUUGCCAAAAGUGGAAGGAUGAAGAGGUCCUGACAAAAUAAAGACUGGAUACAGAAACUAAUGGAGUAUGCAGAAAUGGCAUAACUUACUGGAAGAAUAAGAAAUCAAGACAACAAACUUUUUAGAAAGGAAUGGAAGUGGCUUAUUGAGUAUUUACAAACAAACUGUAAACAUAUCAAGACACUGGCAGGAUUAUUGUAAAAACCUGCAGUUUUAAAUAUAUAUACAGUAUGAGAUAUAUAUGAGAAUAGACAAUUAAAAGAAUAACUUAAGGCAAUUUGGAGUAUGCAGGAAAGAAUGAAACUAAAUGUAAGGAACCGCAGAAAAAGGGGGAAGGGAGUCAAAACUGAAAAUGUUAAAACUUGCUUAAAUAAUUGUAAUGUAUAUAAAUGAAAAUUAUAAUUUAUUUAUUUUUUAAAAAGAGACGGUUGGUAAAGACACAUGGAUUUCCCUGAAAGACACUUUGCCUAGGACAGCCGGCCUAAAAUGUGCAGCCACAUGACAAUUCUGGGCAUGCUCUCAACUCCUGAGGGACAGCAAUGAGGCCUAACAGGCCUGGCGUUUGUGUUUCAGAAUGUUGUCACCUCUGGAAUCCUCCACAGUACACAGAAGUCCUCUAGCAGACACACAGAAGUUCUUUGACAGACAAGUGGAAAUAAGUCCCCAGGAAACAGAAGCUUUGAAAGCCACUGAUAGAUGCCUUAGUUUUCCAGAAAGGUCUAAGGGAUCUGGGGCCGAAUCCCCCCUCCCCUGCUGAGUCUUGGAGAGAUAGUAUAUCUUGGUCUCAGUUUACGGCAGUUAGAAUAAUAGAGCUGCGAAGAUGAAAGACAGAUAGGUUUUAAAACAUUCUGCGUAAGUGAAAGUAAUCACUAGUUAAAUAAUGACCAGCGUGUAAAUAGCUCACCUUAAUCUGUUAGUAAAGAGUAGCCUGUUAACCUUUUCUUUUAAAUAACUGGCUGGUAUAGCUAGGUGGCCAGAAGCAGAUUUUGAAAAUCAGGGAUAGCUACUCAGCCGAAGGUGCCCUAUGUGAAGUAGGCUAGAAUUAUUCUGGGAUAGACUGAGAUGGGCUGGCUUUGGCCUCUUGUUUAAACUGAGAUUUGAACCAGUAAUUCAGAGCUAGCAGCCGCAGUGCCCCCACACUGUGACUUCAGUAUCAAGCAUUUAGUGACAAUUAACGACAGCUUUAGUUGUCAAUAUAAUGCUUCCAGAAAAGUCUCUUUAAGUCUCUUACUGGGUAGAGAUAGUUGCCUUCCUGGAGUUCUUGUUCGUAGACGAAUAAUAAAUCUGAAUAUUAGGAUACAGUAUUGCAUAUUGCCUGAACACUUGAAAACAGGUUUGGGGGAAACCUGGUGUCCAGCUCUCCUAUGUUCCAGGGAGCGCUAGCGGCCAUGGAGUUGUUCCUUCUAUUUGGACAGCUCACGAUGACAAGUUAAUUGAAAGUGAAACGUCGAGAGGGAGGCAGCUUCUUUUAUAACGCGCGCGCGCGCGCUCCCCCCCCCGCCCCCGCUUUCUUUUCCGAGGAAAAUCUCUGUUGAUUGGCUACCCAGUUUGUAGACAGACAUCGCGGUGUGCAUGCAUGCGUGCAUGAGUGCAGCGCGUGGUGAGAUCCGCACGUCGCGAUCUCGGGGCGUUCUUGAAGUUGUCUGCGCGUUCUGGAACCUGCAAGAUCUCUGGCAUCUCUCUUGUUUGCGCGGCGCUGCUCCGCUUCCUCCCCCGCCCUUGCAGCUUUCAGCUGCUUGGGGUGAAAUGAGGUCGGAGCCGGGGGGCGGGGCCAGCCUGGCUGCUGUGCGCGUGUACACUUGGCCCGGAUUAAAAGAGGGCAGCGGCUGCUUCUUCUCCUCCUCCUCCUCCUCCUUUUGCUCCUCCUCGUCUUUUUCUUCUUCUUCUUCUUUGUGGCGUUGCAUCGCCCGUGGGAUCCGGGGAGCGCCAUAUGGAAAAGGACCCCGAGCUGCUUGAGCAAGAGGUGGGUGCUUGUGUUCCGGAGACGACCCCCCUCCCCGUGCUCCUUCCUCCCCUCCCCCGGGAAUGAGUCCAGGCUUAUGCUUCCUGGAGCCCGCAAGGCCUCCUCGCCCGGCUUCCCGGAGCUAGAAAUGGAACCCAGGUGUCCCGGGGCUCCCGACCCCUCUUGUUUGAAGCCCCAGAGAACCCAGGAGUCCUGGCAUCUUGUGGCCCAAUUCCUUGGGCCGCUGCUUCCAAGCCGGCUUAUGCAGCCUUCUCUCUCUCUUUCUGCCAGCCCCUUUCCCUUCCUCUUUGCCACCAGCAAAAACAGCCCUUUAUCCACCUGGCUCAACGCUGCCUGCACUGUCUGCCAGCGGUUUUCAAACAGGGGAGCUGCCCCCAGCUCUUGGCUGGAGAUGCUGGGGAUUUGAACCUGUGGCCUUGGAAAAAGUGGAUGCCACAAGACCUCCCCUCUGCGGUAUUUCCACCGCAGGCUGCAUGUGGUCCUUGGUUACCCCACCCCACCCCCCGCCUUUCUGUUGUUUUCCCUGCAAAUAAACAUUCCCUGAGCAUUAAAGGGUAUCAGGCAGAAGAGGAGGCUGCAACCCUGUCAUGCUAGCUUUCUAUGUGCAGGGAGUUUGUUUGUAUAGAGGAGCCCGCCCCCCCCCCCACUCACUUGAAGGCUCAGAUCCAGGUUGAGGGAAUCUGAGAGAUCAGCCUAGGUUGGGGCAGGGCUGUUCAGCAAGGUUGCCUUCUCCCCUGCCCACCUUCCAACCUUGUUUUCCUGCUUGAUUUUAUGUACUGUAUUAAAUAUUAUUCAUCACCCCACCCCAGUUUGAUGGAAGUGCAACUCCACAACCGUUUGUCUCCAUUUCAUGUCUGCAUUUUUCCUGGCAUAUUUCUCAAGAGCAAUAAAUCAUACUGGCAUGGCCUGCGCUAAAUGGGCACAGAAGUCAUUUUUUUUGUGGUAGCUCAUGAAGGUGUAUCUAGUGGUCAGAGCAGGGAGAACUAAUGCGUCAGUGUGGUGUAAUGGUUAGAGUGUUGGACUAGGUUAGGGCCUGGGAGACCAGGGUUCAAGUCCCCACUCAGCUGUGAAACUCACUAGGGUGACCUUGGGCCAGCUGCAGUCUGUCAGCCUGACCCACCUCAGAAGGUUGUUGUGAGGAUAAAAUGGGGAGGGGGAGAAGCAUGUUUGGUUCCUUGAACUGAUUGGAGGAAAUGCAGGCUUGAAAUGUAGUAACAAAUAACGUCUGGAUGUCUGGGUAGCACAGGCUAGUGGUUACACAGUGAGGGAGCUGGAAGCGAAAACUCAGAGCUUCGCUGAGGAAGUAGGGAGUGAGGCCCAGAGAGGCUCUCCUGACACCUUUUAAAUUUGUGGCCUUAAAAGAAUCUUUAAUUUUUUUGUAGCCACCACUUGUAUAUUUGUACUUGUGCCGUGAACUAGUUUCAGGUCCCUCUAUGCUGAUACAUUUUUAUAUGGAGUGUUAUUGCUGUUUUAUGGCUUGUGUUUUAAAACAUGUUUACGUUUGUUGAGUGACUAAAUAACAGAGUUACUGAGAAGCUGAUUUAAAUAUCGUAAGUAUAUUCCCUUCAGUCUCUGUCAACCUCGUGCAAUCCUGCUGUUUUGGACUACAACUCCCAUCAGCCCCAGCCAGUGCUGAUGGGAGUUGUAGUCCAAAACAGUCAGAGAGCACCAGGUUGGCAAAGGAUGAAGGAAGUAAAUAAAUCCAGAAGAAGGAUGCCAUGGAUCCCUUGCUCCUGCCAUCUUUCACUUACUCUUUCCAGGUCUGGGUCAACCGUGUAGCUUCUCCUGUGACAAUCCUGACAUCACACAAAAAUUGUAGGCAGUUUCGUUGGUCCAUUAGUAGGAAAAUUAAAUCAGAAGCUAUAAUCAGGUAUUAUACUUGCUGACUACCACGUUAGACCUAAAAAAAGGAAGGAUCAGCUAAAAUGUCACAAAGCAGUGAGCAAAUUUUCUAGAUGUUUCUUUCAGGAUGGAUGCUAAUUGGAAGCCCAGAGUCUGUUAAGUCCUAAGGUGAAGUGCAGGAGGAACUGUGCAGAUUUGAUGAGAUGAGCCUCUGUUAGGUGCUAAUGAAUUUGUUGGUGAUGAUAGGUGUUUGCCACCGGUUUACUGGGUCUGUUCUAUGGGUUGCUAUUGUAUGGCUUCUGCUGCACUAUAUUGUUCACUUUCUGAUGUUUAUGCUAUGCUUAAAAUUUUCCAAGUUGCUUAGAGAUUCCUUUGUAGCAAGUAACUAAUCAAUUAAGUUAAGAAUAGCCAAAAGAACAGAUUUCAGGUUGUAUCAAAGAAACCAUAAUGGCUGUUCCUCUCCCACCCCAUUAUUAUUAUUAAUUAUUAAAUACAACGUAUUUCAGCUGCUUGGUUCUACCUCCAUCACUAGUCAGAUUAAUUCUGCUCCUGGGGACCUGUGUAGAGAGAAAUGUGUUUAGAUUGGCAAAGCUGGAGGUUAAUUUGCAGUGGUGCACCAGGUCAGGCAUAGGGAGUUUAGGCAUCUCUUAUCAGACGCCUCUUCACAUUUACACCCCUUUCCCUAAGGCACACUCCUUACCAACUCCGCUGCAAGUGUGUGUACAUGAGAGUUUUGUGUUGUUGAAUUGUAGCGUAUGGUCAAAAGACAUCCAUUGCUCCACCCACUUUUCCACCUGGAAUGCAGUGGUGGUUCACAAUGGAAUUGGACCGAAAUAACUCUCCAUUCCCACUGUAGGCCUUUGCAAGGUCUCGUUUUUAUGGUUAUUACUGUGGUUGGUUCUCUCCAGGAUCAACUACCAGAAGCAAUCCUGUGUAUAAAAAAAACACCCAUGUGAAUCAGUUUGCUAUCCCAACAGUAAACAGCUCAAAAGCUUCUCCUUUGCAAUCUACUGUCUUUAUGAUAACUGGAUCUCUCCGCUGCUUCUACCCCUCCCAGAUGGAAACGGAGCUAUCUGCCCCUGUAGAACAAGGAAGCUGGCAUAAGAUAACCAAGUUUACUUGAGGUAAGUAAGGUCUCUGUAGGAUCUCCUCCAGGUUUUCUUUGGUGUUUUAAUGGGAUAUUAUUUCUUGUUUCUAAGAAGCUAACGUUUAAGCCUUGAGUUUAAAAAAACAAGCUGUGAACCCAGGGAUAUUGGACUCUGUGGCGUUAAGUGAACAGGGGGAGGGCAGAGAAAGAUGUCUGUCUGUCACCCGGGGAGAGACGGUGCUGAUUCAGUGUUUGGAUGACGACAGGCCGGCUGUGGCAGACAUGGCAUUUGUGGCAUGCUUGGAGCACGUGGCCUCAUAAUUGGAAGGCUUCUCAGAAUGUUCCGGCAUUCCAUGUGGCUCUUAGCUGUCAGAUGAUUGGACGAAAGGGAAAACCGCCUCUUGGUGAGAGAAAGACGAUCCUCUUCUUGCACACUUCCGCAUUUGAAAUCCAUCUGGAGUUGUCAGAGCUGGGAGGACACUGUGUGUGUGUGUGUGUGUGUGUGUGUGUGUGUGUGUGUCUAGAUUCAGGUAGGUAUAUAUAAUUGUCCAGUAGCACCUAGCGACCAACUAAGUUUGUUCUUGGUAUAAACUUUCGUGCAUGCACACUUCUUCAGAUAUCUCUGUCUGUCCUAACAACCUCCCCGCCUAUUUUCCUGCCCUUAUCUUGAAAGAUUGCGGGGGGCGGGGAGGGACACACAUUAGAUCUUUUAAAUGAGCUAGAAUCCCCUUUUGGUGGCUUCACACACUUUGCGUUCACCCCCUCAGCAACUUGCACGUGCGAAUGGGAGCUGUCAAAAGUUAGAGUUGGCCUUCCAGAUGUUGCUGAACUACAGAGGCAUGGUUGAUGGGAGUUGUAGUUUAUCAACAGCUUUAGGGAGGUUCCCCACACCUCUCCUAGUGCCUCCUAGAGAGCCAGUGUGGUGUAGUGGUUAGGAGAGGUAGGCUCGUAAUCUGGUGAACCGGGUUCGCGUCUCCGCUCCUCCACAUGCAGCUGCUGGGUGACCUUGGGCUAGUCACACUACUUUGAAGUCUCUCAGCCCCACUCACCUCGCAGAGUGUUUGUUGUUGGCGAGGAAGGGAAAGGAGAAUGUUAGCCGCUUUGAGACUCCUUCGAGUAGUGAUAAAGCAGGAUAUCAAAUCCAAACUCCUCUUCUUCUUCUUCUUCUUCUUCUUCUUCUUCUUCUUCUUCUUCUUCGACAGCAGGUUUCAUUUCACCUCCCCGCAGAUGUAAUGCUGUUUUCAGUGGAGCCAAGUUAAGUCCAGCCAGUUUGGUAAUGAAGCCGAGUUGUGGACUAGGCCUAUGUCUUCCCCCUGUUGGGCAUGCAUGAGAGAUAGCAGUGCCCAGAUCUGGGGGAAAUGUCCCUGUAACUUGUAAUCUUAGGAUAAGGUUACCAGACAUCCCCGUUUCCUAGGGACAGUCCCCAGAUUUACAAAUCAGUCCCCUGACAAAAUCCACUGAAUUUGACUGAAGUUGAAAAGUGUCUCCGGAUUCAUUGAAAAAAAUCUGGUAAUCUUAUUUUAGGAGUAAGUAUUAUUGCUAACGUGAGGGAAGGGUGGUGUGUGGAUCUGUAUCAUUCAAGGAGCAAACUAAUAUUGGUACUGGCGGCAUGAACCCAGGCUUCGUAUGCCCUUGACUAUCGGGAUGCCUUAACUUCCUACCCUGUUUAUUAUGUACGCUACGACUUUCUUCUCUAACUGCCUCACUGUAGUAACCAUACAUACAGCACAUCGUUCUUGUUUGCUUCUUACCCUCCUGCAGCACCCCAGAAGCUGCUCAUAAUCUACUGCCCUUGACUGGAAAGUUGGUCCCACAUUUUUAGGGUUUCAGAAGAGGAUGGGGCAAACUUGCUGUGCCCCUGUUCACUUUGGUGGGGUGUUUUCAGGGCAGCUUCCCAGUGGAUGAAGUCCAAUGAGUCAGAUUUAUGCCGACUCAUUUAUAGAUCUUUCUGACUUAUGCCUGCUUAUUUAUAGAUCUUUCUUUCUAUCCCUCUUUGCUGCACUGGAUGGCAGCCAAAGCUUGCCAUGCGAGGCAGACUCUUGGCUGCCUCUAUGGUCAUAAGGAGAGCCUACUGGAUCAGGGGGAUGCGGGUGGCGCUGUGGGUAAAACCUCAGUGCCUAGGACUUGCCGAUCGUAUGGUUGGCGGUUCGAAUCCCCGUGGUGGGGUGAGCUCCCGUCUUUCGGUCCCAGCCCCUGCCCACCUAGCAGUUCGAAAGCACCCUUAAGUGCAAGUAGAUAAAUAGGUACCGCUUUAUAGCGGGAAGGUAAACGGUGUUUCCGUGUGCUGCGCUGGUGCCGGUUCGCCGGAGCAGCUUUGUCACGCUGGCCACGUGACCCGGAAGUAUCUCCGGACAGCGCUGGCCCCCGGCCUCUUAAGUGAAAUGGGCGCACAACCCUAGAGUCGGACACGACUGGCCCGUACGGGCAGGGGUACCUUUACCUUUACUGGAUCAGGCCAAUGGCCCAUCUAAACAGGCAUCCUGUUCUCACAAUGGUGGCUAAUGGGAGACCAGCGGGCAGAAACCAAGCUCACAAGAGCAUUCUUCCCUCUUGUGGGUUCCAGCCACUGGUAUUCAGAAGCAUGCUGCAUCCGACUAUGGAGUACAGUCGUACCUUGGUUGUCGAACGCCCUGGAACCCGGACGUUUUGGCUCCCAAACAAUCGGAACCCGGAAGUGACUGUUCCUGGUUUCCGAAUGUUCUUUUGGAAGCCGAAUGUCUGACAGGGCUUCCGCGGCUUCCGAUUGGCUGCAGGAUAUUCCUGCGGCCAAUCAGAAGCCGCGAUUUGGAAGUUGAACAGACUUCCAGAACAGAUUCCAUUCGACUUCCAAGGUACGACUGUAUAACCAGCAUGUCUAGUAGCUAAACAUUUUGGGAAAUACAAGCCAUCAGGGUGUGGUGAGUGGGAGAUGCCAUAGGAAUCUGAGAAUUGCAUCUCUGAGCAAUUCAAUUCCCAGAGAUGGAAAGAAGAUAAAGUCCCUACCAGAGAAGAAUGGCAGAUUUAAGUUGAUGGAUUAUGCCGAAAUGGCUAAAAUGACUGGAAGAAUCAGAAAUCAGAAAGACCAAAAUUUUAAUAAGGAAUGGGAGAAAUUUAUAUCUUAAAAACCAUUGUAAACGGCUAAAAUUGUUAGUAGGAUUGGAAUAACACUUGUAGUUCAGUGGUGAAUUCUUGGACAUAAUGGAGAUGUAAAAGAUUUGGAUUCUCAUAAAAGAUGGAGGAGGAAAUGAUUAGCAAUAGGACCCACAAAGGGGAGGAGGGAAGUCCAGGAGGUUCUUUGGAAUCUUGUUUUUAUGUUGUAUGUUGGAUAUGUGAUUGUAAAACUUUAAUCUGAAAAACCAAAUAAAUAUUUUUUUAAAAAAGAAAUCUGAGAAUUGACCUGGAUCAGAUCAGUGCACUAUUGAACUUAACAAUUCUAACCUCAGCCAGAUGUCUCAAAGUUCACAACUGGAGUGGAAAUGCAUUCAGAGACUUUCUGUCUCUGUGUCUGCCUCCCUCUCUCUUUUGCACAGAGUAAAGCUGUAUUCAAACGUGUGUGUACACACACAUACUGGAGAGGGAGAGAGAUUUCAAGGUACACCACAGCCAAGGUACAACAGCUGGCAGGCCACAGGUUCCCCAUCCCUGGCCUCGUGGGUGAUCUAUUUUAGUAUGUUUGUUUUAUCUGUAUUUAGUAAAUGAACCUUAAAAACCAAACAAGCCAGGAAAUUGCCAAGGUUGCCUCCUACUGCAUUAGAUAUUUGGUAUCUGUUCAUCUGUUCACCGUUACUAAUGAACUUGCGAAAGGGGGGGGGGCGGGACCACUGGAAAAUAAAACGCUGGAAAAGUUUUCUGCCUCGCUAAUCCCCUGGCACUGCCUUGUCUGUCUUUCCACCUCCAGGUUCCUACGGAAGAGAGAAUGAUGUGGAAGACAUUGCUGAUGCUGGAGCUGGGGGGAGCAGGGGGCCGGGCUCCCUGUGCUCUCCCCUCCUUCCCCUCGGUCCUGCGGUACCGGUCCUCUUCAGCCAUUGACCAGCACCACGAACUGGCCCGCGAGCGAUCCAAGACCGUUACCUCCUUCUACAACCAGUCGGCCAUUGACGUCGCGGCCGAGAAGGUGAGCGCAAACAUGGCCGCUGAACAUGCUGCGCGCACAGCAGAGGGGGCCGAUGCUCCCGUUUCCUCAACCGCCGCCUCUCUGAGGGCAGGUUUUGCCUCGCCUUCCUAAAACGGUAGGCUGGGAGCCAGGAGCAGGUCUAGGCUUUUCCACGCUUGUGCUCCUUGGCGGCAGAAGUUCUCCUCAAGAAAGGAGUGUUAUAUGAAGGACAGGUCUGAGCAGGUGGAUUGCAUUCCUUUGCUGCUGGUUUCUGGCCUAGUGGAAAAACAGAUGGCCUUCAGCAGCCUGAGAAGGCUGUUAGUUUUGGCAUGGCUAGUGCUGUUUUAGUGCUCACGGGGCAAGAUGAGACGUGAGGGAUGGGUGUGUGCGUGUAGCAGAGAGUUCUCUGUGUUCAUUUUCCCCCUCUGAAAUCCCUCCAGCUAUUGUUUUGAGCAGUAUGAUUCCUCAGCCUUUGGUCCCCGUUUUGCUAAUCGCUACUGUUUAAUGACUUCCCCUAACAACUUGGCAACGGCCCUGGAGAGGCAGUCCACAGUAUGGGCUUUGGGGAGAAGAGAGGCCUAAUCUUUUCCCGGCCGUCUGGAGCCUGCCCUGGGGAGAAUGCUGGUUAAUUAAAUAAACCACCUGCCUGCCAUUAUACAGAGGCCUGGCAGGAGAAGUUCCUGAUAUGUCUCCUCGCAGGAACACAUCGCCUGCUUAGGUUUAGACAAACUUCUUUCUGAAGUUACUUGCAUAGGACUGCAGCGUCCUUGUUUUAGGUGUGGGGUUGGAAAAGAGGUGUCCUCACAUGUCUGGAGGAACCACUUGCCAGUGUUAAUUGCACCCUUUCCUUCCUUCCCCUUACCUUGGGCUUCCAUGCAUUUCUGUCAGGCAGAAAUGCAACGGGUGCAGCUUUCCCCCCUCGUUGCAGCUCUGCGCUGGGGGAGUGCUGCGCUUAUACAUCCUCGCAGCUCCUGAAAGUUGCAUGUGCAGUGCCAGAGAUGGCAACCACCAUUUGCUUGAUAACAAAGCAGUUUCUGUUAAUAAGAAAACCAGUUCCACAUAUUUGCUUAUGAAGCAGGUCCUUUUUAUUUUACUCCUGGCUGCCAUGGUAAUGGUGGCAGUGAGCCGUACAGGGAACUGAAGCCUAGCGACCUAAGACCCAAAUAUCUGAAAGGCUGCAUUUGUUCUUGUCUGAUUGUAUCGCUGGAACAGCUGCCCUGGGAUCAUGUGGUGAAGAGCUGGUAAGAAAUUUUAGAAAAGAAUGAAUGAAUACUGGGAAUCCUGCUCCCCAGUGAUAAACAGUGUUUAUGGUUGGUCUACGAGGGCGAGAGGGAAUUAUAGAAGAUUGGAAGGUUAGCCAUUACAACCAGAGUCAGUUGUUUUUCUCAGCAGGAAGUAAGAUGGGUCCAAUUUCUAGUGCUCUCUGUUCAAGUGAGAGUGUAUGGGAUAUGUGGGGAACAUCUGGUCUUCCAGAUGUUGCUGAACUAUGGCUUCCAUCAUCCCGUUGGCUUCCUGGGCCUGAUGGGAGUUGUAGUUCAGCAACAUCUGGAGGGCCAAAAGUUGCCCAUCUCUGGUGUGUGGAGAGGGCGUCCUUAAGAAGCCGUGAGCUCUGGGGGAAACUGCCCUUCGUACCACAGAAGAGGAAGGUAUUAAGUAAUGAUAGAAGGUAUUUUUGUGGCUGGCAAUGCUCAAUGCUGGCGCUGUUCUGCCUGACCUCACGAGGGCUCUCUGGAGCCUUUGCGAACACUUGUUCCCUCUUCUCUCUUCCCAGCCCUCUGUGAGGUUGACACCGACCACCAUGUUGUAUUCUGGACGGUCCCAAGAUGGGAGCCACCUGCUGGUAGGUGUGAGAUUAACGUCUGUCCUCAAAUCGUCAGAGCUGCAGGUUGAAUUUGGGACUCCUGGAUACCAGCCCCAUUCUUUCCCUUCACUACUCUUAAUUGCUUAGGCCUUAGCAUUGCAUCAUCCCCUUCUCAUUUUCAACUCUGCAAAGUCCUGUCUUCUAGACUCACUUUCUAUGGGCAGAAUGUUAGUUUUGUAGUGGACAUAACAAGGAAUCCCACUAUGCCCAUUGGUAGAGGAAUCCCUGUUUCCCCAUUGCUUCUCUGGGGAUGGGAGGCUUCUUUCUAGGUCUGCUUUGUGUUCGUUUUUUGCUUCAGCCCAAGCAACUAGGAAGCCCACAAUAUCUCCAGAGCCAGUUUUGGCUCAGAGCAGGAUCUCUACACCCACUUCUCCAGGAGAUGAAAAUCUGUAGCUGCAGCAACACACCAUAACUCAGUAGCUGUUGCCUCCCUGAAUGCCUUUAUGGGGGAAACUGGCUUGUAAGCUCUGCGCACUCCUUUUUGAGGUUCCUUCAUUGUAGACUUAAUUGGGCCCAAACUAUCUGAAGCUGCUCAGCUAAUGUAAUGCUGCCUGAAAUGAAGACCACCACAUGAAACAGUUUCUUUGAACCUGCCUGGCUGCACAUAACCACAUUGGUCAAUUUGUGGCACUCUGAUGGCCUUAAGAGCCCAAAAGAACAGGGCCGGCCCUAUCCUUAGGCAGAGUGAGAUGGAACAUAAAUACAUAGGAACCUGCCUUAUACCAAGACAGGCCAUUGGCCCAUGUAGCUCAGUAUUGUAUUCUCUGCACCGAUUGGCAGCAGCUCUGCAGGGUUUCAGGCAAGGCUCCCUCCCAGCCCUGCUUGGAGAUGCCAGAGAUUGAGCCUGACACCUUCUGCACGCAAAGCAAAGCCGCCUUACCCAUCAUUCUAAUACAAGCUAUAUUGCAGGGCAUGGGAGAGAACUCAGCUCCUCUCCUCCUUCUGGAAACUUCUAUCCACUAACGUGUCCUUGUGCUCUGUUACAGAAAAGCGCCCGCUACCUGCACCACGAACUCCCCGUCCGCAUUGCUCAUCGCAUCAAAGGCUUUCGGAGUCUUCCCUUCAUUAUUGGGUGCAACCCCACCAUCCUUCAUGUGGUAGGUGCCUGGCAGGAAAGCGCCUGAAACAGCCUCUGCCACAGCUGGCUGGGGCUGAUGGGAGUCUGAAACAUCUGGAGGGCACCAGGUUGGCAGGGGCUGACCGAAAGAGAUGGCUGAAAUAAUAAUAAUUAUUAUUAAUAAUAAUAAUAAUAAUAAUUUAUUAUUUAUACCCCGCCCAUCUGGCUGUAUUCCCCCAGCCACUCUGGGUGGCUCCCAAUCGAGUGUUAAAAACAAUACAGCAUUAAAUAUUAAAAACUUCCCUAAAGAGGGCUGCCUUCAGAUGUCUUUUAAAGAUAAGAUAGCUGCUUAUUUCCUUCACAUCUGAAGGGAGGGCAUUCCACAGGGCGGGCGCCACUACCGAGAAGUAGUGAUAACUGAGGGAUAGUUUCGAAACCUCAUAGAAUCUUAGAAUUGCAGAUUUGGAAGGGACCCUGAGUGUCAUCCAGUCCAACCCCUUGCAAUGCAGGAAUCUUCACUGAAGCAUCCAGGACUGAGGACCUAUGCUUGAAAACCUCCAAGGGAAGGAGAGUCCACAACCUCCUGAGGGAGACCGUUCCACUAUUGAACAGCUCUUACCGUCAGAAAGUUCUUCCCGAUGUUUAGUCAGAAUCUCCUUUCUUGUAACUUGAAGCCUUUGGUUCGGGUUCCAACCUCUGGAGCAGGAGAAAACAAGCUUGCUCCAUCCUCUAUGUGACAGGCCUUGAGAUACCAGGACAGCUGGCAUUCAAAUAACAAAAAAUAAAAGUGCAUAAUCAUGACCAGUUUUAUCCUUUUACCACAGCAUGCAUCUUAGUUCUCCGCCUUUGAAUUAAUUGUUCACCAAGGUGGUUUAAAACAAAUGGCAAUAAUGCAGAAGAGAAUAAACAUAUAUUCCACACAGAUGACCCAGCAGCUUUUAGGCCUUUCCCUAAUGGGUGGAGCCAAAUGGAGCUUCCUUUCACCUCAUCAGUCUUAGGGCACCUAGCAAAAGAGCAUAAGAACUGCUUGGUUGGUUCAGUCCAAGGGCCCAUCUUUGCCAAUGGGAAGCCUGCAAGCAUACUGCCUCCACAGUGGAGAUACGAAUAGCCUUUCCCUUCAUGGAUUUGUCUAAUCUGCUUUCGAAGCCACCCAGUGCACCAUAUAAAUGCAAGAUAUUGCACCCCACCCUGGAGUAUGGGCUCCUAGCACCUCUGGCUUUUAACCUUUUUAGAUUCCACACCCUUCUCAGAAGCUAGCAGGGGGAUUCAGGGCCUUGGUGUCAAAUUUGUUUUGUAGCCUGUGCCUCUCUCCUUGAGUCGCUUCUGUCCUCUUCUUUCAGCACGAGCUUUACAUCCGAGCGUUCCAGAAACUGAGCGAAUUUCCCCCGGUAAGCAUGUGCUUCGUCUUUGAAUGCAGAAGUUGUUAAACAUGUCCCGAGUCCUAUUGAGUCGGCCACAUUUAAUAGAAUAGCCGUGUGAAUGUCAAUCGGAGCGUACAGGGAUGUUGACCUUGUUGUUUUCCCAAAUGUAUUUUACUGGUUUUGCACAAUAAAGGCAAUGUUAACAAACAAACGUAAACAGGCCUUGUGUAUGUCUAUAAACAAAGGGGCAUGAUGUUGUUUUCAGUUCGGGAAGUUCCUUUUUUUAUUUAUUCGUCAAAAUGGCCUGCAGUGUUGUGUCAGGUGCUAUUACGGAAGGGAUGGGAAAUCUCAGACCCAGAGACCAAUGUGGCCCUCCAGGUCUCUCUAUGUGGCCCUCUGCAUUCUUCAUAAGCCACACCCCUCAGUGGCCCUGUCCUUGAAUGGUCAUAAUGCCUCUCGCUUGCCUGGGUAGAGAGAUGUACACAUAGGAAACUUCAAGGGUUGUGUGGCUGGACUGCCAGCUACUAGAGUCUAAUCCAGGCAUCACCAAACUCGGCCCUUUAGACGUUUUUGGGACUACAAUCCCCAUCAUCCUUGACCACUGGUCCUGUUAGCUAGGGAUGAUGGGAGUUGUAGCCCCAAAACAUCUGGAGGGCCGAGUUUGGGGAUGCCUAGCCUAAUCUGUUGCUCCACCCACCACUGGCAGCUAUUUUCAGAAGAUUACCCAGUCCUAAGGCUGAAAAAAGGUUCCCCAUCCCUGCUCUGUAGGGUGAUAAAUAAGGGGCUGCUGGUUCUUGGGUGAGUGGGAUGAAAUGGCUGACUCCUGCCUGCUUCUGAUUACCUCCCUACCCAAGUUCCAUCUCUUUUUGAUGCGCACUCUCCCUCUCCUCUCUCUCUCCUCUGCUUACAGAUCAAGGACCAAGAGUCAGAGGCCCAGUAUUGCAAACUGGUCCGGCAGCUCCUAGAUGACCACAAAGACGUGGUGACGUUGCUGGCCGAGGGCUUACGGGAAUGUCGGAAGCACAUACAGGUACCGCUUUCCUAGUCCGUUUGGGUAACUUGGGUCAACCUGUCUGCCGCUCAAGAUCCCCACAACAUGCUUGGGAGGAAGAAAGACUUGGAAAAGUAGGGUUGGUGGGUUUGACCAGGGCAACAUUUCUGGGAAGAGGGUGGGUUUUGAAGAGGAGAGUGCAGACUCCUGAGAUGUUUAUUCAGGCCUGCUAUAGAUCCUCAGCCCAAUCUGGUCAUUGUCACUUCAGCACCUUCCAGGGUGGAUAAAAAUCAAUGAUUUUUUUAAAAUCAAGAUCAGGAUUUAUUUUUUUUAAAUCAGAUUUUUAUUGUUUAAAUUGGAUUUUUAAAAUAAAAUGCUUUUGGAGGAAAAAUCUUUCUAAAGAUAGUUUUCUAUUUAAGUUACAUUAUAGUCCAAAGGGUAUUCAUCAGGAAAUAAGGAUUUGUUUUAGGUUUUUCAUGUGUGCUAAAACUCAGUCUAAGGUAUUGUUGUUUUUUAAAAACUGUUUAACCACAUCAGUUAACAAACAUGGAUACAUAUGCAAUAAUGUUAUUGUUUUAGUUAAAUAAAUUGUUUAAAAUGUUAAGGAAAUGAUUAUUUUUCUCCUUCCAAUGAAGUACAGCAGAAAGGUUGGUCAAAUAUAAACAGUUAACUUAUUAAACCUCACAAUAAUUCCAUAAUUAUCUAUGUAUUUCUAAUAGUAUAACCAAAUCAGUAUUUUUUUGUAUAACACUGAAAACAACUCUGAAAGUUUAUUAUUCCAAAAAUGAAACGUUCAUCUGGUUGUAAAUAUUAAAAUUAUACCAGCAAGAAUGAGUCUUUCUUUAAAAAAAAAAAGAUUUAAAUCAAGUCUUACUGACUAGUGAUUUAAAUCAUGAUUUAAAUUGAUUUAAUUUAAAUCAAAUCCACCCUGGCCCCUUCAGUGUCAUCCUUCGAACUGCAGUUGAUUUGCACUAAGCAGAGGAUGUGGUAAGAGGUUAGUCUGUCUUCACAUGUCACACACCCACACACCUGUGCGUCUUCACAUGUCCCCUUCCCUCAGACUUUUUCCUGGACAGGUUUUAAACAGUGGUGUCCAAACUUUUUUCAAAGAGGGCCAGAUUUGAUGAAGUGAAGGACCGUGAGGGCCGACCAAAGUUGUUCACCAUUUUUUAGGAUUGAAGUUGUUAAGCUUUUUUAUGAUUUUACGAGAAGAGCGUUUACUAUGGCCCGUUUCCAUUCUAUACCCACGGCCUUCCUGCAGGGGAUUUACUCUAAGACCCCUAUUACUCAGCGUUUAUGUCCAUGCACAAUGAAUGAAGUAGAGGACUUCAUACAUUUCUUUUCGAGUGCCCUAUUUAUGAGCCAAUAAGACCUAAGCUCCUCCUCUUGAUCCCGUCCACCAUUACAUCUAAGGAAGACUGUUUGAAAUCGCUUCUUGUGGACGCAAAUCCCCAAAUUUCACGUGGGGUGGCAAUCUUUAUAGUGCAGGCUCUGAAACUCAGGGCUACUCUGACUGGGUAGUGUGUCCUAGACCUGGACCUGUUUUAAUUCUUUUUAUUACUUUUUCAACCCAAUGUGCCGAGCCUAUUUUGGGGCCAUUUUAUGUUUUAUAUACAUCCGCAUUUUGGAUUCUUGGCGCUGGCAACUAAAUCUUUACAUUAUUGUCUUAGGGUAAUUUAAAUGUCAUUACGCCAGUAAUAUUGCUUUGAAUUUUGUUUGGUUGCUUGUCUCUAGUAUUUUUGUCUUAUUUUGCUAUGGCUGUAUGCUAAUGCAAUAAAGGUUUUGACAAUUUGAUUGAUUUUACCCCAAAGUUGUUUAGCUUUUUUUAGGGUUGAAGUUGUUGAAGGUUUUUUAGGAUUUUACCCCAGAAAAUAAACUGCCAAAGGAGGACCCCAAAACAGACUUUGGACAUGCCUGUACAGUGGUACCUCAGGUUACAUAUGCUUCAGGUUACAGACUCUGCUAACCCAGAAAUAGUACCUUGGGUUAAGAACUUUGUUUCAGGAUGAGAACAGAAAUCGUGUUUCGGCGGCACGGCAGCAGCGGGAGACCCCAUUAGCUAAAGUGGUGCUUCAGGUUAAGAACAGUUUCAGGUUAAGAAUGGACCUCCGGAAUGAAUUAAGUACUUAACCCGAGGUACCACUGUAUGGGACAACCGCUUGUGAGGGCCGCUCUACAGAUGGUGAGCUUUUCCUGUUCCUUUCUCAGGAUGAGAAGCUGAUCCGUUCUUUCCUGGACAAGACCCUCACCUCUCGCCUGGGCAUCCGGAUGUUGGCCAUUCAUCAUCUUUCCUUGCAUGAAGACAAGGUACAACUUUUCUUCUUACUUGAACAGGACAUAGAUUUCGUGAACAGCUGUGUGACCAGAGAGGGAGAGACCCAGAAUUGAUACUUAACAUUUGGUGUCCUCUGCAUUUUCCGUGCCCAUACAUAACACUGGCUCGUCUAAUGCUAUUUUUGUUCCUAUAACCCACAACAGCUCUACGGGGCCUUGGGUAAGAGAUUUUUCCCCUGGCUCUGUUUCCUAAGACAUCUCUUGAGUAACUAGAGAUGGCACAGAUUGGACUGGAGACUUACCGCUUUCAAAACGUGAAGGAAAAUCAUUAAGUGGUCUGCCCUCGUCUGUUUUUCAGUGGUCCAUGCAGGAAAAGUUUAGAAACUGUUAUUCUAGGUCUUGAUCCUACAUUGAAAUCUCAUCCUCUCCUCUCAUCUUCCUGCAGCCAGACUUCGUUGGGAUCAUCUGCACUCGCUUGUCUCCAAAGAAAAUAAUUGAGAAAUGGGUAGAUUUUGCCAGGUACUCAGUUCUGUUGAUUAUUUCAAAUCAUCCUGUUAUCAUACUGGCUAUGUGUUUUGCAGCAGUCUAUGGCUCCCUCUCAUGGCCAUAUUAUGUGGCUCCAUCUUCCUCAUUCUGCUGCAUUUCUUUCUGACGGUUUAACUUUUUUUCCAUUGCUGCUUUUUAAAAAAAAUGAAAGCCAAUUAAUUGUGGCAAUAAUGCAAUGUAAUAAUCUUUUUAAAAAAUUAAUACGGGUUUUCUGUUUUUAAUAUGAUUUUUAUUAAAUUCUCUGUUUUACAAUUUCAGAUAAAUAUUUUACACACUUAAGAGAUCAAUGACUUCCCUUCUCUUUCCAUUGUCAUUUUGAAUAUCUUAUAUCCCUGCAUAUUUUACAAAAACUAUACCAAUCGGUUUUCCAUUAUUGCAUCCAUCAAAACUUAUUUACGCUGUCAAAUUUAUCUUAAUGCUGCCAGCAUUUUCAGCUGUACACAAUUAUUUUCCAUAUAUUCAAUAUAAGCUUUCCAACCUUCUUUAAACGUAUGUUGUUGUUCUUCUCUUAUUCUAUAUGUUAAGCCUGCAAGCUGUGCAUAUUCUCUCAACUUAAGUUGCCAAUCUUCUUUGGUUGGGACUGCACUCAUUUUCCAUUUUUGGGCUAACAAAACAUGGGCCGCUGUUGUUGCAUACAUAAACAACCUUAUUUUUUAAUAUUGGUUUUAAAAGUCACUUGAAACGUAAAAUGUGUAAAUGAAAUACAAAUAGUCAGCUGUUAGGAUUGCUAGGCAGGAAGCUUUGCUGUAGUUGCAAGCAAACAUAAGUGGUAAAGCUCAGCAUCCCACGUCAGUUGCCCUGAUCCCUAAGGCCUUGUGCCUUUCCCCUCCUGCAUAAUAAUCUGGAUUUAAGAUGGGACUCACUGGGAUGGAGGCCAAACAGAUACAGUAAGAGAGCUGGGCCCUAGAAGCUCCCCAGGGUCAUUUGUGAGUGCCAAGUUAGGCUCACAUAGAGCAUAGCCCUAAGGGCUUAUCCCCCAACCUUCUUGAGUGUUGAGGUCUGCAGAGGGGGCCCCUCAGCAGUUCUGCCACCCUCAAAAGUUCUUGGGUGGGAGGGGGCUGUGGCCCAGGGGGGAGGGUUUUUGGGGUACAACUCCCUCCCUGCAGAGGUGUGUCUCCAGCAUCUUCAUUGUACAGCAUUUGCCGUAUGACAAAUCUUAACCGUAUGACCAUCUUAACCCUGGUCUUUGAAACUGAGGGUAUUAUUGUUUCUUAGGACCCACUUUUUUGCUUAAAUUAUAAUGCUCAGAUCCAUUUGGAAACAGUUCACUUGUUUUUAUAACUGUAAUGGAUUUGUCGUUUCUAUAACUCUAUAUUAUAUUGUUGUGACCUUCUGGGGAGGGACAGGUAGGAAAUCCCAUUAAAUCAGCCUUUCUCAACCUGUGGGCCCCCAGAUGUUGUUGAACUACAACUCCCAUCACCCCUAGCUAGCAAGGCCAGAGCUCAGGGAUGAUGGGAGUUGUAGUCCAACAACAUCUGGGGACCCACAGGUUGAGAACCGCUGCAUUAAAUAAACGCAUGUAGGGCACAGGAAUGGGGAUGUGUUUGGUGCCUGCUUGCUCCCAGGGAAGCCACCAGCAGUGGAGCCUGCACUUAAUCCUGCUUACGUAUUUCCUCGCAGGCGCCUCUGUGAGCACAAGUACGGGAAUGCGCCUCGGGUGCGGAUCAAUGGCCACGUGGCUGCCCGCUUUCCUUUCAUCCCGAUGCCUCUUGACUACAUCCUUCCAGAGCUGCUCAAGAAUGCCAUGAGGUGCGCUAUUUAUCCUCCUCUUUGUAGCCCAGGAUGAGACGCAGGCUAGAAUCUGCAAGGGAAAUGGCUUUUUGGGCUUUCCACUGCCCUGAGAUCUUUUGAUAAGGUGGCAUGUAAAUACCUAUAUGAAUAAUGAAAUAUUAAAGCCCAUAGCACUGAUUCACUCCCUUUUCUAUAGGGCCAAUCUGGUGCAAAGCCCUUCCUGUCUCAAAAGUUGCUUAUUUCAUUUUGAAAGGAAUAGAUGAACCUUACUCAAGCUUGGUGUUCUCCAGAUGUUGGACUACAACUCCCAUCAGUCCUGGCUGGUGACUCAGGGAUGAUGGGAGCUGUAGCCUGAAGGGCACUGGGUUGGGUUGGGUUGGGAUACAUAAACACAGAGGGGUGAAACUAUUGGCUUCAACCGUUGGUCCCUGGAUGUUGCUGGACUACAACUCCCAUGAUCCCCGACCCAAAGUUGACAAAUGCUGGCUUUAAAAAGUGACCAUUUAGUGGGGUGGGAGAGCUGGAAACAAUACCAAGAUAUUUCACAUCUGGCAACCCUUUGGUUUCAGAUAGUACAUGGGUAGAUGAGUCUAAAAAGCCCAGGACACAAAUUUUCACAGCCCUAUAGCAACUAUGAUGACUCAUUUACCAGAAGUAAUGUAUUUAGCUUUAAUUCUGGAAGCAGACACUCGAUUCUGACCAACGUUCCUGACUCUAACUGGGUGAAGGAAUUUGCAGAGGGGAGAGGGGCCUGCAGAAGUUAUGGAAGGCAGGAUUUGGUGUGCUGAUUGGAAGUAUUCUACCAAAUCUUUGGCAACAAGGAUAGGUUUGCAAGACUUUGUGAAUGGAGGAGAGCUUCAUUACAAGUGGGAAAGGGUGUAGGGGUGCUGCUUAGGUAGGACGCAGACUUAUUCCCUUGCCAUUCCCUUGCUUUCAGAGCCACGAUGGAGUCUCACUUGGAUACCCCUUAUAACGUGCCAGACAUCAUCAUCACCAUUGCCAACAAUGACAUUGACCUGAUCAUACGGUACGGUUUGCCAGGGAAGCCUCUUCAGUUUCUCCCCUUUCCUAGAGGUUUUACGCCACCAUCCAUUUCCGCCAUCUUGGUGGGAACUUGGCACAGCGGCCAAAUACCAGGGACCCUUGAAAAUAUGUGGGGGUCCUCCCAUUGAGGCGGACAACUUGAGAUGAUCAUCUUCGUGAUGGGGAGGGACGGGUGUUGGCAGGUGAAAGGGACUAAAGCAUCUUGGGAACCGUAAGGUGUGGCUCCUCUUUCUCCCGGCAGGAUUUCAGACCGAGGUGCCGGAAUUCCUCAUGACCACGUUGAGAAGGUGACAGAUUACCACUUCACCACAGCAGAAGCGAGCGCCCAGGACCCCCGCAUGAACACCCUCUUUGGGAACAUGGUGGAAAUGGGGAACAGCGCCCAGUCGGGACCCAUGCAUGGGUAAGAACAAAGGGGGGGGGACAGAAGGGGCAAAUGGGAUUUCCAGCAGCUGCUGCCCGAAGGGUGUUUUCUUAGGGGGGAAAGAAUGAUACAUACCUAGGAAGAAAACACCAGUCAAUCUGCAGACAUUAUGAGUACUAAAAAUAGAAACGGAAGGAGUACCUAAAGCACUUUGUACUUGCUGCUUCGGGUUCCUUUGAGUGGAAGGAUAGAACAGAAAUGUAGUAAAUAGAUAAAUACUUGUGGCACUAAUUGGACCAGGUUUUCUUUCAAACUUCUUUCCACCUUGGGGGCUGGAGAACCUGGGGGCUUCCAAGGUGAUACUGGGCUCCAACUCACAUCAGGCAUGGUCAAGCAUGGCCAAUAGAAAAGGAUGGUGGGAUUUGUAGUCUAGGAACAUCUGGGAGGCCAUGGGUUCCCCAUCGUUGACCUAGAAGCUUGCCAUUUGAAGGAGGGGGAAAGGGAACGAUAAUGAGAUUCUCAAAAUGCAAAAUUUAGUGUUUUUUUACACAGUGCAGCAGCAGAUCACGCAGGGCCCUGGCAAAAAAAGAUGUAUUAUUAAAGAUGCAAUUGUCACAAGAUAUUCUGGCCUUUUUGUAGCUUUCCUCAAGCAGCAGCUCUCCCUGAAAAGUCUCCCCCUUUCAAAAAAUCAUGUAGCGAAAGCAUUCCAUGGAAUGAAAGCUACAUGGACUAAGACUUAACUACCGUAUAAAUGUGUUGCAGAGUACAGUGGUGCCUCGCAAGACGAAAUUAAUUCGUUCCGCGAGUUUUUUCGUCUUGCGGUUUUUUCGUCUUGCGAAGCACGGUGUCGGAAAAGUUUUGGAAAAGCUUCAAAAAUCACCAAAGUCUUCAAAAACCUCAAAAAAGGCUACCACACCGCGUGCUAUGUGUUGCUCCUCGAAGUCAAGUCGCAACUGUAUUAACGGUUUUAAGAAAAAGGAAACAAACUUACAUGACGUUUCCGUCUUGCGAAGCAAGCCCAUAGGGAAAAUCGUCUUGCGAAGCAACUCAAAAAACCAAAAACCCUUUCGUUUUGCGAGUUUUCCGUCUUGCGAGGCAUUCGUCUUGCGAGGUACCACUGUAUUCCUUCCAGACUUCCUCCAGUCAACUGGACCUUGCUCUCCCCACAAAAUUGGCUGUGGAACUAAGGACUCCUCUGUCUGUCCUCUCUCUCUCUCUCUAGGUUUGGAUUUGGACUACCGACGUCCCGUGCUUAUGCCGAGUAUCUGGGUGGCUCCCUGACCCUCCAGUCUAUGCAGGGGAUUGGCACCGAUGUGUACCUGCGCCUCAAGCACAUUGAUGGCAAAGAGGAGAGCUUCCGCAUCUAAAGAUCCCCUCUCUCUCGUGUGGGCUGAACCUUCCUUGGCUGCAGGAGGAAGUUUCAGCACAUGACACCAAACCUAAUUUCCCAUGGAUCUGCUUGUUCUCCUAUGGAUUCCUACGAAUGUGCUAUGCUAUCCUACUGAAAUUGAGAAAAUAGUUGAGGUAGUUUCCUUCUUCCUGUUCAAUUGCUGAUGGGACGUCAUCCACUUACUGCUGGUUAUUCCAGUCCUUUUGGGAUGGGUGGGCAUGCUCUGUGGUUAACCACAGAUCUCUCGAAUCCAGAUUUACUGGGACAGCCUGUGGACAUCGUUCAUCCUCCCCCCUUUGAGAACUUCUGAAGCCGUCAGACAACUGUUGUACACAGCCAGCUCAUCCAGGCUCUUGUGUGGCCUAAUUUUUCUCUCUUUCUUUUCGUGGAUACAAAGAUUGGGUGAGCCAGAAGCUUUUACUGUCGCAUGUACUGAUUCUCGUUUGGCCCUCACGGGCCGUUCUCGAACUCACAGGAAAGACUUUCCUUGCAGCGCCCGGCACCAAAAGAAAAUCCCCCUUCCUUCUGCCGGGGGAGGAGUUUCUAUUGCACCCUCUUUGGGGGAACCAAAAGCAAGACAGCAGUCUUCCGCCAGGGAAGGAUUUCUCCGUUGCACAAGCACCAAAAACACACCCCUCACCUUGAGAGGAAAAGACUUUCACAACACCAAGUUGGCACCUUUGCCGCAAAUGGUGUGGGAUUCCAGAACGUUCUUCCCCUUCGCUGCACAAUGAUGUAUUAUUUCCGUCCUCCCUCUCUCCACUCGAUCUUUCCGUUACCAUCAACUUUUUUUAAAAAAAGGAAAAAAAUCAGGCAUCAGGACGAAGGGUUUCCCUCUGCCCUCACCACUGUGUUAGAGGGAUUUUUAUUUUAUUUUUUUGCUGUGAUACUCCAAUAAAAAAGUGCAAAUUCCCAAUUCUAGCAAACACUGUGUAAUCUCCAUGGUCUGGCCUGUUUGCCUUGUUAAUAAAGUAGGGCUGAAUAUCC